Molecule: messenger RNA, 2386 nt
Organism: Macrosteles quadrilineatus (aster leafhopper)
Lineage: Eukaryota; Metazoa; Arthropoda; Insecta; Hemiptera; Cicadellidae
Gene: Atg7
Product: ubiquitin-like modifier-activating enzyme ATG7
Exons: 16
Coding region: 49-1959 (636 amino acids)
Biological process (GO): autophagy of mitochondrion; protein modification by small protein conjugation; C-terminal protein lipidation
Cellular component (GO): phagophore assembly site; cytoplasm
Molecular function (GO): Atg12 activating enzyme activity; Atg8 activating enzyme activity
Source: RefSeq, a predicted model, not a curated record
GUGCAUUGGAACAUUACAAGUAAUUUUUUGUGGUUUAUUAAUUUUAAAAUGUCUGAGGGAAAAAGCCUUCUUCAAUAUGUACCAUUUGAAUCUUGUGUUGAUCCUACGUUUUGGCACAAAUUUGCUCAACUUAAACUCGAUGUAGAUAAGUUGGAAGAAAAGGUUAGACCAGUUUGGGGAUAUUAUUCCUACAAUUACAACAGAAUGGUUAAUGUUGACUGCACAUCUUUUAACAAGGAGUUUGGUGUACAUUCAAACUUUUGGAUAGCAAAAGGUUACCAAUUGAAUACAAACACAUUGGAAUCGUUCAAGAACCUGGAUAAGGUUAAGUUUCUGGAAGAUUAUGGCAAAAUUAUCAAAGAAGAUGUGAAAUCUGGUGAAGCAGCAGCCAACCCUUCUACCCUUGCAACUUUCAUUUUAAUAACAUUUGCUGACCUAAAAAAAUACCACUUUUACUAUUGGUUUGGAUUUCCAGCUUCUUCCAAACCAGUUUGUCAUCUACAAUCUGCGGCUGAAGAACUGAACAAAAGUCUCUCUGAAGAACAGAUAAACCUACUAUAUGAAAAACAUGGAGAGCUGCCACUAGAUCAACAAGGGUUUUUUGGUGUGUCCAUCAAAGACUCUGUUUUGUCACUUCAUUCAUUAAAGGAAAUGUUGGAUAUCAUCAGAGCAGAAGAUUCUGUUCAUGAGUAUCACUGGGGCUUCGUUGAUCCGUGUGACGAUCCUCAAAGACCUGGCUGGCCUUUGCGCAAUUUACUUCUUCUUGUCUACUUGCAAUGUCCAAACUUACGAGAGGAAACGCUUUCAGUUAUCUGUUUGCGGAAAAGAGGCAAAAGCAUAGUCCUGAGGAUCAACUUUGAAGGUGCUGAAGAAAUAGUGGAUGAAAAGUGGAUAGGAUGGGAGUUAAAUACCCGCGCAAAGUUUGGCCCAAGAUUUGUUGACUUAAGUUCUAAUAUGAACCCUGUUAAGCUCGCAGAGGAGAGUGUGGACUUGAACUUGCGGCUCAUGAAGUGGCGUUUGGCCCCUGACCUUGACCUGGCCUCUGUCAAGACAACCUCUUGUCUACUACUCGGCUCUGGUACGCUGGGAUGCUCGGUGGCACGAGCUCUUCUGGCUUGGGGUGUUGAAACAAUAACACUUGUUGAUAACGGCACAGUGUCGUACAGCAACCCUGUACGUCAGUCUCUGUUUACGUUCGAGGACUGUCAGAGAGAAACCAACAAAGCCGAGGCAGCGGCUGCAGCCCUCAAGCAAAUCUUCCCUGGAGUGAAAAGCAGAGGGGUAAAGUUGACGAUAUCCAUGCCGGGUCGAGGAGUAAACGAUAUAGACAGCGUGGCAGAACUGGAGAAACUGAUAUCGGAACAUGACGUUGUGUUUCUACUGACAGACACUAGGGAAAGUCGAUGGCUGCCUACUCUACUGGCCGCUAAACACAACAAGGUGGCAAUUACAGCAGCUUUGGGGUUUGACACUUACCUUGUGCUACGUCAUGGUAUGGCUGCCAGCUCUCAAAGGCUCGGGUGCUAUUUCUGCAAUGAUGUCACCGCCCCAGGAAAUUCCACUCAGGAUCGUACGCUAGACCAGCAAUGCACUGUCACUAGGCCUGGUGUGUCUCACAUAGCCGCGGCUUUGGCUGUAGAACUUAUGGUGUCUCUCGUGCAGCACUCGGAAAGGGGAGCGGCCGGAUCUGACAGCUCCUCGUGCCUUGGACAGUUACCACACUCUAUCCGAGGCUUCCUGUCGACGUACUCACAGAUGAUGCCUUCGACUCCAGCGUUCUCUCAGUGCACAGCGUGUUCGACAAAGGUGGUCAAAGAAUAUGAAAACCGUGGUCUUGAAUUUUUGAAAGAUGUGUUUAUGAGAACUGAAUACCUUGAAGAGUUAACUGGACUUUCAGAGCUCCAAAAGGCUACAGACUUCUCAGAAAUUCUGGAAUUCAGUGAUGACGAAGAAAUGUGAAUGUCUUUGCUUCCAUUACCACCCUUUAUCUGAGAUCUCAGGUUGUAUGAGUCAUCCUGACCAAAGAAGAUCAAGCAUCAAACACAUUGCAAUGAUAAAGAAUGGCAUAUUUAUUAUUGCACUUCUUAGAAUAUAUUUAUACACUUUUUUGUCAAGACUGAAAAUAUAACCCCAUAAUUGCAAGAGAACCAAUCAAAUAAUGUAAUAAUUGAUUUAUGACUCAGUACCUGAGGACCGAGCUUUGCUUGGGGAAAAUCAUUACGGCCCGACCCCUUAAGGCGCCUUGUGCGACUAGGUUUCUAUUAUUUCAAAUGGAGGUGCCGCACACAUCAUCGGGCACAGCAAGGUAAAGCAGCGCAGAACAAACCAACUAAAUUGUUACAAAAUACUCUAAAACGAGGUUUGUAGUGAUUGGUAUAAUUAAUCU